UGACAUGAUAAAGUAAAUGGAAAGUCAUAUUCCAAUGAACACUCACUCCCUUUAAUUCCCCUUGCUUUUAUUUCCUUUUCUUCCUCUCUCCCUCCUUCUGCGUUUUAGUUGGUUAUUAUGACCUCUUCAGACAAUACACUCGAAAGUAUCCCUGCUGAUCAGCAAGGAAGUUUUUCCUCAUUCUUGAAAACAUUAGCCUCAUUCACUGGUGAUCUCUCUAGCUUGACUUGCCCUUCAUUUUUAUUGGCACCUAUUUCGCUACUUGAGUAUUCCUCAUUCUGGGCAGAUCAGCCAGGACUUUUAUGUAAUGUUAGUAAACCAGAUAACGCGGAAGAGAGAUUCUAUGCAGCUGUUAAAUGGUUCAUCUCCUCUUUAAAUGGCUCUUUUUCAAGUCGUGUUCCUAAGGGCGAAUGGGAAAAGAAACCAUUCAACCCUAUUCUUGGGGAACAAUUCCAUUGUCAGUGGGAAGACAAAACUCGAAUCGUAUGUGAACAAGUAUCGCAUCAUCCUCCUGUAUCUGGCUUCUAUAUCGAAAAUAAAGAAGCGGGUGUGAUUGUAAACGGCCAUGACGGCCAAAAGACUCGCUUUUCAGGCACACAAAUGUUAGUGGAUCAAAUUGGUUACUGCACUCUCCAAUUGACGGAGCGCAACGAAACAUAUUUGUUCACUUUGCCUUCCGUUUCUGUGAAUGGUAUCUGGUAUGCUGCACCUUAUGUUGAGUUAUACGGCACUUCCUUCAUUCACUCCACCACUGGAUACUUUGCAACGAUUGAAUAUACCACGAAAGGUUGGAUUUCCGGAGAAAUUCAUCAUUUCAAAGCCUCUAUCACUCACGACACGCUUCUCUCCACCCCUACUAUCAUUGAGGGUCAGUGGACGGGUAAAUCGACCAUCUCAAAGAAUAAGAAUAAAGCAGAACCCUUCCUCGAUUUGACAAAGCUCGAAAAGCCAAUGCCUUCCGUCAAACCUGUGGAAGAGCAACAUGAAUUAGAAUCACGUCGUGUUUGGAAAAAGGUCUCGGAAGCUCUCAAAUCAGGAGAUUAUGCCACAGCUUCCACAGAGAAAACAUGGAUCGAAAAUCAACAACGUGCUCUUCGCAAAGAACGCGAGACAAAAGAUGAGAAAUGGACACCUGCUCAUUUCGCUUCUGUCGAAGGUGAAGAGUUGUAUGACAAUUUACGUGAACAGAUCAAAGCAAAGGCUGGUUCGAAAUUUGUAGAUACCAUGGGAAUGGGUGGAUGGAAAUUCAAAUCAUCAGCUUAAACGAAUGCCAUGCAAUCUAUCUCAUAGCGGCGUAGAAUCUUAUAUAAAUAUUAUCCAUUACUGAACACGCGAAAGAAAGCAUCCUACACAGUUUAGUCAAUGGGUGUUCUUUUGCACUAAUUUCAAAAUCUAUAUAAUACUCUACAAACGGCUCUAUGUCGUCCUACAAAGAUAUUAUUUUUAUACUCCUAUAAAUGCUUUUUCGUUUUCAAAUAGGAUAAUGUAUCCAUUACUGGAGAAAUAGAUUCUAUUCAUAAGUAAGAGUGCCUCUUUUUUUUUCACUUUGUAGGAUGCGGGAAAUAUCAGAAAUGGAAUCAUCUACUGUUUAACAAGGGCUAAAUUCUUGAAACUGCGUAAAAUACGAUC
This is a messenger RNA of Mycotypha africana, 1629 nucleotides long. RefSeq lists its product as uncharacterized. The coding region runs from base 118 to 1263 and encodes 381 amino acids. NCBI's taxonomy places the organism in Eukaryota, Fungi, Mucoromycota, Mucoromycetes, Mucorales, Mycotyphaceae. Gene Ontology annotation, biological process: exocytosis; endocytosis; piecemeal microautophagy of the nucleus. The record is from RefSeq and is a predicted model, not a curated record. Gene Ontology annotation, molecular function: oxysterol binding. Gene Ontology annotation, cellular component: membrane; cytosol; intracellular membrane-bounded organelle. The transcript is spliced from 4 exons.